UGUAGUAAUGGCUAAUUAUUUUUAAGUGGGCGAAAAAUAUUAUGUAUGUAUUUGCAAUAUUUUGUGAUAUAACCAGAUCUCUUAACUUAGUACGUUUUUCAAUAAUUCCCUGAAAUGAAAUGAACGAAACAGGAUGGAUUGUUUAUUUACAUUUUUUAAAGUGACUGAGUAUUUGCAAGCAGAUUUUUAUUCCGAAUUGGUGAUUUAUUAUAUGCACGAAAUUAUAUAAUUUUAAAUCAUAGUUUUCUUAUUAUUCGUUUAGAUGAAAUACAGCAACUUAGUGGCCUAUUAUAUAACCAGAUCAUAAUAUAGCUAGCUGUUCCAAGUGUAUUUAUUAAUUAACCAUUUCAGAAACAAUUUUUAAAUGAAUUUCAUUUUAAUAGAGAAAAAUUAAUCGCCGUAGGAUGCAAUGCAAAAGUAUUUUAGUACAUUCUGCAAAGAUAUCGGAAAUUUGGUACCAUUCAUUCAAUGUCUUUUGUGUCACUUCGAAACAAUGCCGUAAUUAUUCUCGUUCUAGAAAUCCAUAUGAAGUUCUAGGUUUGGAAAAAACUUGCUCAACUCGGGAUAUAAAAAAAGCGUACAUAAAAUUAUGCAAAGAACUUCAUCCAGAUGCGAAACCCGGUGAUGAUUCUCAACAUAAGAAAUUUGUUGAAUUAAAUAAUGCAUAUACAACUCUUGUAAAUUCUGACAGUAGAAAACAAUUUGAUCAAAAAUCAGACAAAGCUCCUCAUAAAGUUUAUCAAGGAGUAUAUAGGAAAGCGCAUGGUCCUUUUGAUCAAGGUCAUUGGCAAAAGGAAGAAGCAUGGUAUGAACGUGAAGAUUAUAAACAGUAUUACCGGCAACAAAGCUCGUCCAGGCCUCUUAAGCAUCUAAGUAAUAAAUUGAUCGUAUAUGGUUGUUUUGUGCUUGUUAUUAUUGGUUCCGCCAUGUAUUUCAGUGCAUACAGCUUUGCAACUAGAUAUACUUUAAAUAAAGUUGAUGAAAGAAGUAGAAUAAUCAGUGAAAAUUAUCAAGAUACUCGAAAAAAUGCUUUGGAUGGCGGAAGAGAAGAACAAGUAGAAAAACUGAAAAGAAGGUGGAACUUAUAAAAUAUUUUGUGUUAGAUCUGCAACAACUGUUUAGUAAUGUUAAUGUUGAAAGUAGAAAUUUAUGAAAUAUUUAUCAUCUCUGUAAAUAAAAUAUUAUUUUACACUAUGA
This is a messenger RNA of Argiope bruennichi, 1197 nucleotides long. RefSeq names its product dnaJ homolog subfamily C member 4-like. The transcript has 6 exons. Lineage: Eukaryota; Metazoa; Arthropoda; Arachnida; Araneae; Araneidae. The record is from RefSeq and is a predicted model, not a curated record. The coding region runs from base 405 to 1088 and encodes 227 amino acids.